Molecule: messenger RNA, 1181 nt
Organism: Drosophila kikkawai
Lineage: Eukaryota; Metazoa; Arthropoda; Insecta; Diptera; Drosophilidae
Product: SAC3 domain-containing protein 1
Biological process (GO): spindle assembly; centrosome duplication
Cellular component (GO): nucleus; spindle; centrosome
Source: RefSeq, a predicted model, not a curated record
GCGAUUUAUUCCGCGCAUCUCCGCAGCCCUGGUUUGUUUAUGAAGAUAUUUAACACCAAAUGGCUCAAGUUAAAGGCUCCUGCCAAAGUUUCUGCCCCGAUGGAGAGUCGAAAAUGCGAAUUCGCGAGAAGCUUUUGCAUUAUUUCGAGCUGAAGAAUGGCCAGAAAAAUACUCCCGGUGUCCUAGUCAAAGAGUUCACGCGCUCCGCCGCUGAUGCCAAGAUGCCCCAAGCGAAGGACAUGCGAACGGAGCAGUCGCUGACCAAAACAGUGGAGUAUCUGCUCAAGGAUAUAAUCCUGGAUACUCGGAAGCCGUAUAAUGUGGUUUACGACUUCAUCUUCGACCGCCUACGAGCUGUGCGCCGGGAGAUUGUGAUUCAGAUGUUCGAUGCCCGCCAAACAAUUCGACUGCUGGAACCCAUUGUCAUGUUUCUGGCAUACAGCCGCUAUAGACUGAGCGUUGAGUCCAUAGAAAAAUUCGACCCGAAGAUAUGUAACCAGCACCUGCAGGAGUGUCUCACCGGUGUACUCUGCUGCUACGAGGAACUGGAUAGGCAGUCGUCGACGACCACUGAGGAACCAACGCUGCGGCAACUGGAGCGCCGCUGCUACAUUGAGGGUCUGUACCAAAUGUUUAAUCUGGGCUCUCCGGAAUCCUUUGUGCGGGCUCUGACCCUGCCGGACUACGUACGCCAGGAUGCCACCUUUCGCCUGUGCUUCGGUAUCUGCCUGUCUUAUCAACAAGGGAAUCUCUACAGGGUGCUCAUGGGUUUGCCCCAGCUGCCGCACAUUCUGUGCGCCGUGGCAUCCAUCAAGUUGCAGGGAAUAAGGAGAAGUUUGCUGCAAAUUUUCACGCAUGCCUACAACAACAAACAGCUUACGGUGCCGGCUCCGUACUUGUUGCGUUUGCUGUUAAUCGAUUCGCCGGCGGGACUCCAGGAGCAGUGCCGGCACUACAAUCUGGCCCUAACACCGGAUCGAAAGAGCGUCCUCUUUAAUAAGACUGAUUUUAGGCAAUCCGCUGAGACAUUGAGUUGUCGACACGAGCCAUUCGUGGAGUCGAAGUUGGCGCGAAUUUAUUUGCCCGAAGUGCUGUUGCUGAAGAAGAUCUAACUAGAAAAUAUUUAAAUUCUUAAGAGAAUAAUUGUAAAUAGAGUGAAGAAGAAAACAAAUAAUGUUAAA